UGUAGGUGGCGUGUAGAUGAUGUCAUAGAGUUGUGUUUUAUGUGAUACAUUUUUGAGUUUGUUACAUAUCCAGUCUUCGUGUGUUGAUAAUGGAAUUUUAAUCUUGAUCUGCCUCUUAUUUAUCUUCUGAAAAAUGUGCGCGUCAAAAAACCAGGUCAAUCUGGUGGCCUUAAAGCUGCAGGUGUUGGAAGAUGAGAGGAAACAGUUGCAUGAGUCUGUUGACGUCUUUGUUGACGAGGUUGUCUCCCUGGGCACGACCUUUGUUGCCAGUGAGGGAGGUCAAGGUCUCAGCUUUAAGGAGGUCAGUCAGGCCAUAGAGCGUGCCCUCACGUGCGUCAUGGAGAGGAGAGCUGAGUACUCACAAGCCGGAGGACCGGAACUAAAGACCGUACCGGCACAAUCUGUCGCACCAUCCGGUCAACCACUGGCAGCCCUACCAGCAGAAGACAGACCACAUCUGGUACAAUCGUCGUCAUCACUGACAGAGAACGUACUGGGCACAUUGAGGGACUGGAUGGACCUGGUCCAGGGUCAUGUCCGGACUAACGGCUCUAACCUGGACAUCCUGUCUGCCAUGGUGCCACAGAUUCUGGCAGAGAUCGGCGCCAUCAAAGACCAGGUCAACCGUAUCGAGGGCUGGAAGGAUAGACUGGACGAUAUCGAUAACAGAGUUACCCAUAUCGAAGAAGACGAUACCAUACCAAACCUGCAGAUCAAACUAAAGGAAGUCGAUACUAACGUCUGUGGAUUGGCCAGUCAGUUUGAGAAGCACGUGCAAGAGUUCGUGUCACAUACUUUUCAAAACGAAAGUUACUUUCGUGACGUCGAUAUCCGGUUGGGAGAUGUUCAGGUGGAAACAAAAAAUUUGAACGUUCAAGCGGACAAAUUAACACAUGAUCAAAAUGUUCACGGAGAAAAAAUAAGUUCACUUGAAGCGAAGGAUGAAGAAAAGUCAAAAGUUUUGGAUAAAAUGGAGGUCAGACUACAGAAGGAGGAGAAGGAAAGUUUCAACUUAAAGAAAAGUUUGGAGGAAAAGUUUGACUUGAACGGUCGGGGGAUUGAAGAUUUGAACGUGAGGCUGAAGAAAGUGGAGGAGAUGUGGUCGGACAGGGAGUUGAAGAAUGUCAGAAAGAUGGAGGACAAGCUACAGAGAAUGGAGGCAGAGAGGAAGAAAGAUGUUUAUUACUUGAGCGAAAGUGUGGAGAAGAUCCAUUCUCGGCUGGACACCAUGGCAACCACGGAGAACUCUAUCACCACCAGGAUCCUCAAUCUAGAAAAACGCCACAAGCGCCCCCUAGGGUUCACGGCAAAGCUGUCCGUGUCCUUCUCUACGCCCAUCAAACGCGCGGUCAUUCGAGACUUCACCGACAUCGUGGUGAACAAGGGCGACCACUACCAGCCACAGACUGGGGAGUUCAUCGCCCCUGUGGAGGGCCUCUACGUCGUGGCUCUGUCACACCGACAGUGGCAGGACGGGGAGAUCUGGCUGGUCGUCCUAAUGACCCCUAACCCCGGGCCCAACGGCGGCAAGGACAAGGUCGUCUGCGAGACCAAAACAGACGUGAACAGGACCAGCAGCUGUGGGUACAGCGCCGUCUGGAUGAACCCUGGGGACAAGGUCUGGGUCAGCGUGCGCAAUGUCAAGGGCACAGACGUCUGGAUAGACGCGCCUUCCAGUUUUUCUUGUUUUCUGGUAGCCUAGGUCAGUAGGUCAAGGUCAGUCUAGGUCAGGCAUCAAGAUCAAUCUAGGUCAGUAAGUCAAGGUCAAUCUGGCUCAGUAAGUCAAUAUCAAUCUAGGUCAGUAAGUCAAGGUCAGUCUAGGUCAGGCAUCAAGAUCAGUCUAGGUCAGUACGCCAAGGUCAAUCUGGCUCAGUAAGUCAAGGUCAGUCUAGGUCAAGAAGUCAAGGACAACCUAGUAGUCUUUUCAGUAGUCAUAUGACCAAUGACGCUCAGUCAUACACAUUCAAUGACAUUUUUAUCCGUGUGUGGAUGAGUGAUAUUUUUAUACUUGUGUGGAUGAGUGAUAUUUUUAUACUUGUGUGGAUGAGUGAUAUUUUUAUA
Physella acuta is the source of this 2061-nucleotide messenger RNA. RefSeq lists its product as uncharacterized. NCBI's taxonomy places the organism in Eukaryota, Metazoa, Mollusca, Gastropoda, Physidae. The record is from RefSeq and is a predicted model, not a curated record. Gene Ontology annotation, molecular function: protein binding.